This is a messenger RNA of Lachancea fermentati, 1158 nucleotides long. NCBI's taxonomy places the organism in Eukaryota, Fungi, Ascomycota, Saccharomycetes, Saccharomycetales, Saccharomycetaceae. The record is from the annotation of a GenBank genome assembly.
AUGCCUGUAAGCAUUAUCUCAAAACAAAGGGAAUAUGGCAAUUUUGAUACUCACUUUUUUAGUGGGCAAGACGAAGUAGGGAAAGAUGGAAUUUUGCGGAUUAGUUCUGAAUAUAGAGCAAAGUCUCAGUACCCUUCUUUUCUUCCUACAUGGAAUCCUAAACAUAAGUAUGAUCAUUUAGAGUUUCAUGAAUAUUUUGAUCCUGCUUUGAAGGCAGAUCCUGAAUUUCCUAACCUUCUAGGGAAGCAUAGACCGCAAAUUGCGCGCAAAAUAACUCCAAAAUUUGGUACUGAGAUUAAUGGAAUUCAGUUAACAGAGUUAGAUGACAAUGGUAAAGAUGAGCUUGCUCUCUUAGUGGCUCAAAGGGGUGUUGUCAUUUUUAGAAACCAAAAUUUUGCUUCGAAAGGACCGCAGUAUGUAGUAGAGUAUGGAAAGUACUUUGGCCGACUACACAUUCAUCAAACAUCUGGAGCACCUGAAGGACAUCCUGAGCUUCACAUCACUUUUCGCAGACCCGAUCAUUCGGAAUUUGAAAGAGUUUUUGGAGACAAUAUAACAUCAGUGAAAUUUCAUACGGAUGUAUCAUACGAGUUACAACCACCAUCUUAUACCUUCUUUAGUGUGCUAGAGGGACCUGACGGUGGUGGAGAUACACUAUUCAGUGAUUCUAUCACUGCAUAUGAACGGCCGUCACCCCUUUUUCAAGAAUUUUUGGGGAAGCUUCAUGUAAUCCAUAGCUCCAAAGAGCAAGCAGACAGAGCAAAGCAAAACGGUGGAAUUCAAAGACGUGAUCCUGUCACACAUAUCCAUCCUUUGAUAAGAGUUCAUCCGGUUCUAAAGAAAAAGAGCAUAUUUGUCAAUAGUGCCUUUUCCAGAAGAAUUGUUGAGCUCAAGAAAGCAGAAUCCGACUUAAUAUUGAAAUUUUUAUACGAGCUGGUUGAUAACUCCUUAGAUCUUCAGCUUCGCGCAAAAUGGGAGCCUGGAACUGUAACAAUUUGGGAUAACCGUAGGGCUCACCAUUCUGCUACGAUCGACUGGGAAGAGCCAAUUUCGAGGCAUGCCUUUAGAAUUACACCACAAGGUGAGAGACCUGUUGAAGAUUUAAAGUAUUUGAACGACGAAAAAUAUUAUCCAUCUGAAGCAACAAAGGAUAUAUAA